Ctenopharyngodon idella (grass carp) is the source of this 1489-nucleotide messenger RNA. Its product is annotated as cytochrome c oxidase assembly protein COX18, mitochondrial. The record is from RefSeq and is a predicted model, not a curated record. Gene Ontology annotation, molecular function: membrane insertase activity. Gene Ontology annotation, cellular component: mitochondrial inner membrane. The coding region runs from base 187 to 1263 and encodes 358 amino acids. Lineage: Eukaryota; Metazoa; Chordata; Actinopteri; Cypriniformes; Xenocyprididae. The transcript has 7 exons. Gene Ontology annotation, biological process: mitochondrial respiratory chain complex IV assembly; protein insertion into mitochondrial inner membrane from matrix.
AAAUACAUGACGUCAUAUUCAAGCGACUUGUCAUGCCUUUAUCAUUUUGACAUUCCGAAUGAAAAGGAUGAAUGUGUACAUACUGUGAAAAAUAAAUUAUCUUUCACUAAAUAUUCAACGCGCAAAUGAUGUGAUAAACAACUUGACUAUCUAAAGUUUGGAAUCGCAAGCAAAGGUUCAUCCAUAAUGAUGUGGCCGAAGCUUACCAGGUCAGCGACAUUUGUGACUCUACGGAUAUGUCGCCAAAGCAACCUAUCAACGCUGAGGCCUGACAUCAGAAGCAUCUCUCAUGGUUCCUCCUGCCUGGACAGCAGAACUCAAAUCAUCCUGCCUCUCUGCAGCAGGUCACCCCUCUUAGCUGGCCAUCCCUCCAUCACAUUGGCCCUGUGGCUUCAACCCAGAAGAACUAUAACUACAGACCGAUCAAGCUGGUAUGAGAGCAUUGCAGACUCCACGCCCAUAUACCUCACAGAGCAGCUCCUUGUGUCCGCUCAACAGAUGACAGGACUGCCGUGGUGGGCCAGCAUUGUGUGCACUACGCUGGCACUGCGUACCGCCAUCACUCUCCCCCUGGGAAUCUAUCAGUCGAUCAUCAUUGCAAAGGUUGAAGCUCUGCAGAAGGAGAUCGCUGUGUUAGCCCACCAGUUACGCUUUGAAAUCUCUGUGAAAGCCAAAGAGAAGGGCUGGUCAGAGAAAACAUGCAGGUUUCAUUUUAAGAAGAAUCUGAAGCGAAUCGUGUCUGAGCUUUAUGUCCGAGAUAACUGCCACCCAUUCAAGGCCAGUUUACUGAUCUGGGUCCAGCUGCCCAUGUGGGUGUGUCUGUCUCUGGCCCUGCGUAAUCUCAGCCUGGGAAUGGGACAUGUUCCCCUAGCAUCAGAAGCAGGUUUGGCAACAGGGGGCGCACUGUGGUUCCCAGACCUGACUCUCCCAGACUCUACCUGGAUCAUGCCCAUUUCUCUUGGCCUUAUCAACUUGCUCAUCACAGAGAUAUUCGCCUUGAGACAACUAGAGCCUUCAAAGUUCCAGAAGUAUGUGACACACUUCAUCAGAGGAAUAUCUCUGCUGAUGAUCCCUAUAGCCGCCACAGUCCCGUCAUCCAUGUCUCUGUACUGGCUCAGCUCUAGUUGUGUUGGACUGGCACAUAACCUGCUCCUGAGAUCCCCUCGCUUCCGGGGCGUCUGUCGGAUCCCUCCAACACGUUCGGAUUCUGAAACUCCAUACAAGGACAUUGCAGCUGCCUUUGUAGCCAAAUACAUCAUAUAGAUGGAUCCAGACAUUGCAGAUUAGAGCAUCAGCUUCUGAAAAUGUGGAAUUGAACAUGUGGAUGUGUGCAAACAGGUUGAUUCAUCCAACAUGACACUGUAACCAAAGGAGUAUGGCAAAACAAAGGCCUUUCUGUCAGGAAUCUCAGUAUAAAGUCAGGAAUGUUAAUGAACAAAAGCAUUUGGAAAGAGACUCCAAUAGUAGUAGAUGUUGUUAAAAAUAAAAA